AUGGAGGGGUUGCUCUUUAUUGAGCGGGUCCAACCAGCGCUUGUGGCUGCUUCUAUAUCUCCCGGCAAUUUGUUCAUCUUCAUAUUUGAUAUAAAUCCACUUGUCUCUCUUGACGUGGACUUCAUCCUUCACCACUUCCAUCUCAGAAACUAUAUCAGUCUCUUCACUGAGCCUUGUUCAUUCAACUCGUUAAUCUGUGAAGUGGUUAAUCCUAAUUCACCGGAUCAUUCCUGCCUAGAUGCCAGUCUUGCCGUCACGGUAAGGGUUGCAUUGUGCCCUCUACCCGAAGGCUCUUUUCUGGCCUUCCCUUCGAAGACAUCCUCCUCGGACCUCCCGGCCAACCUUUCCCAGUUCGAACUAUUGUUUCAGCUGGUCCAUUCAUUAAUCGUUACAACAUCUCCGUCAUUCAUUCCAAUACACUAA
Penicillium roqueforti is the source of this 423-nucleotide messenger RNA. RefSeq lists its product as uncharacterized. Bases 1 to 423 code for a protein of 140 amino acids. The record is from RefSeq and is a predicted model, not a curated record. Lineage: Eukaryota; Fungi; Ascomycota; Eurotiomycetes; Eurotiales; Aspergillaceae. The transcript is spliced from 6 exons.